AUGACCACUCAUUCCUUGGGAAGUAAUGGAAGCUAUGCUGUUGAGGUUGAUGAUCACACACCGAAUAUAUCGGCCUCAAUAGGGUUGGCCGGUAUGCCAAGAGGAUCAGCCUCAGUACUUUCAGCAGAUAAUCAAACUUCACUCACAGCUGGAGCAGCAGCUUCACUGUUAAACGACGGCGCCUCUAUGUGGAAUUCAUUCGAGGAGAGUGCCACUAACUUUAUGUUAAAUAUUUACGAGAAGACAAAAAUUCACCAAACAAAUUGGUAUAACUUUACCUAUAACCUAGUAUUGUACAUUUAUCUCCUUUGGACAAUGAUGUUUCUUCCCGGAUUGGCAGACGAAGAAUAUAAUUGGGGAGAAUAUUCGCAUUGGAUCUUUAAGGCAGCAAAUUAUCCAGUUUCUCUAUCCCUAAACUUGGUUUCGUAUGAAGUCAUUAUUGUGAUAUUUUGCUGUUUUGUCCUUCUAAUAUGUGUCUACUUUAUUCUGUUUUUUGUUGGCUAUAGGGCAAGCUUACUAGCAAACAAGCACUGGAAAAAGAUCAAGCUUGCCAUAAGAAUCAUUCAUGGAUUUCUCACACUUACUUCCUUAAUUUAUACCUAUGUGUUUGGUGCCUUUAUAGAUUGCAAUUAUGGAACCUCUGUAAAUUUAGAUGGUUAUGAUAGACCUGUUGAAGUAUUGAGGAGGCACCCAACCAUUGCCUGCAGUGGUGCAGUUAAUUCAACUCUCAUUUCUGUCGGUUCUAUAUUCUUCAUGUUACUACUUGUUAUUCAGUUGAUCUCUGUUUUAACAAUGUCGGAGGAUAAUCCGAGUGGCAAGAAUGCCUUUGCAACAGACAAGGUCUACUACUUGUUUCCAUUCAUUGCAACACAAUGCAUUUACAUUAUACUAGUUUGUGCAAUACCUCCAACCUAUAACUAUGUCAAGCCGGUUAUUUACCUUGCCUUAUGUAUUCUACAUGUGCCCUACCAUUUGUGGUUGUUACCUUAUUUUAAAAGAGUGGAGAAUACUCUCUUCUUUGGCUUUGUUGGUGCCAGAUUGGGAGGAGCUGUUGGUUUUCUGGUCUCUAGCUUGGUCUCUACUGAUGAUUCAAAUUGGACUCUUGGUUUGGGCAUGAUGGGUCUCACGAUUGGCCUUAUGCUUGUAUGCUUUGUAGUUUUUGUUGUUGCAGCAGAGAUUUAUAUUGGUAUUCUAUACAGUUCUAUCAGAAGAGGUGUUAUUCAAACUAUUAAGGUUUCGGUUGAUUUUAGUCAAGCCCAAACAGUCAGAUCCUCCAUCGAAAGAGAAGCAUCUGGUCUCUAUCAAAAAUUUGAAAAGGAUGGUAAACUGAGAGCCUUCAACCUCUUCUUGAAAUUCUCAAUGAGAUCAGGUAGAAAGGCUUUUGGAGAUUUUCAACUUUCUGAUGUUGAAAUUGCUCUUGCUUUGAUUAAGGGUGUUUCAUCUCAAAAGUGUGCCAAUAAUGUUGAUAUUCUGAUUACCUCAGCGUUGGUUGUAGCUUACUUUUUACCAAACUUCACCAGUGUCAUACUGGCAGGUGGUAUUGUCAGAAAGGUUGCCAAGCUCAAGUCCAAUCCAUUGAAAAAGUACAUUAUUACCCAAAGAACAAAGGAAAUUGAAUUCCUCAGUGGAGAAGACUUGUCUGGUAAGAACAUUAUGGAAAUUAAGAAUAUUAUUGGAAGACUGGAAAAGAAGCAAGAAUUGGUUCUCCUUCUUCACAAAUCAUUCUGGAAGGAAAUGAUCAAUGAAUCUUUAGAAAUUACCAAGAUUGAAACAAUCAACAGAAAGAUUGCUGAAUUGGUGCACUCUUGUCAAAGCUCUUAUGAUAUUCUCAUAUCCAAUUACAACAAUGAAAAGUCAGUGAUUAGAUCAUAUGCCAGAUUUGUUGAAGACUACAAGUUUGAUCCAGAAAAAGCUCAAGAAAUGUACCACGAAGCAAACAUUAUUGAAGAGGAAGAAGCUGUCAAUAGAAGACAUCAAUUAUCAAAAACCUUAAAGAACAAGUAUACAUCCAAUCGUGUAGUGCCACUUCCAAAUCAAUUCUCUGUAGCCUCUAAUAUUAGGGGAGGUGGUGGUGGUUUUGAAAGUGAAGAUGAAGAUAAGGGAUACUUUGAAAAGAUCGACAUGAACAAGCAAGGCCACUCUUCUGACUCUAGAUUAGAUGACAUGGACUUUGAAAAUGAAAAGUUUGAAGGUGUAGAGGAAAACGCAGCCACAGCACAACAAAAGAAGGAAUUUCUCUUUAGAACUGCACUUUCAUCUUCCAUGUAUAAUAAGCCUCAAUUUAUUACCUUUGUUGUUUUUGCUUCAGUUUCAUUGAUCAUACUAACAAUUGGUCUUAUCCUUGGAUUGGUGUUCUCUACUGGUGUAACAUCUGAUAUUGCUCUUUCAAAUGAUGUGUGUAUUCCUGCUUCUGUUCCUCUCUCAGUUCUUAUGUACAUUAGAAAAAAGCAAUUGCACGAUAAUAUUAAGGAAUACUCAAUGUCAUGGAAUACAGAAAACACAGCCAGAGUAGAUAAGCAAUGUAACAAGCUCUCAAAUCUGUAUUCUAUUGGUAUGAAUACUUUCUCUGAAUCAGUCCGAUCUGACUAUACUAGAGGCACCAGAUUACUCAAACAACCUGUGUUGAUUUAUUCCUCAACAAAUACUUCAGAAUACACUGGUUACUCUACAUCCAGAAAUUCGACUAUUGCAGAAAUUACAAAAGCAUUGGUAAAAAUGUGUAGUGCCUAUGAUAACUACUCAGAGGAAAGAUAUAAGCAAACAGUAUCUGAUUACAAUUUUAUGUUCCUUUAUCAAAACAGAAUAAGUUUUUCCUCAUCUUAUGAAAGCUUUUGCUCUGAAUAUCUGGACAGAAAUGGAGAAAAAUCCUCAACAUACAGAACUAUCUUUUUAAUCUAUUACAUUUCCACAACAGCUUUAUAUAUUCUUAGUGCCUUCUCAGUGAUUGCAUUCACUAGAUACCACCUUACCUCACUGAAUGAUUCUAUCAAGUUGAUAGGAAGUUCAAUUUCAAAAGAUAAGGUUGGUAAAAUCUAUCACAAGUUGGAAGGUAAAGUUGAGGAAGAUCUACAAAUAGGUUCAGAUGGAUUCUUUUCCAUGUUUGUUAAACCAAAUAACUCUAUUUCUAUAAUGGUUAUUUUUAUGAUUUGUAUUACAGCCAUUUGCGUCACCUUGUUCUUUAUUGAAACGAUCAUUAAUUCAAACAAUUCCUCCAUGGCCAUUCAAAAUAUUCAAUUCAGUGUAAAUAUUAUGAUGACUGCCCACAGAGUUGGUCUCAGAUUGGGAGAACUUUUCAUUUUCAAAUCUAAAUUCCCUUCGACUCCUAUGAAUGAUAGGCAUUUAACUACAGAUGAUGAAUUAGCACAAUUCCACAAAGACAAUAAGAACCUAGCAAGCUUGAUGCAGAGCUCGUGGUACUCUUUACUUUUUGGUACAUCAGAUAAUGAUAACGAUAAGUUAUUUGGAAAAUAUCCAGAUAUUGAUCAACUUAUUCAAGGAACCUGCAAGAGUACAUCAAACACAACAUCCAAUAGUACAACGUGUGUUGGUUUGGAUGAUUUGGUUUCAUAUUUGACAAGUUCUUCAGCCCUCUUUAAUGAGGAUGUCUUCUAUGCCAGUUCUACCUUUAACCAAUCAGAUUUAUUCACACGUAUGGAAUCCAUCUAUUCUGAUGUAGAUUUACUUGCCCAAAAGCUCGAAAGUUUGAUUCAAAUUUAUUCCAAGUACAAUUCUGUUCCUUCAAUCACUAUCACAAUUGUUUUUGGAAUAUUGGGAUAUGCUUCAUUGGUAACCGCUAUUUGGUUCACUUCAAGAUCUAUGACAUCUUUCUGGAGAGAAUAUCAACAAUUAAGAAUGAUGUUGAGCUACUUUACACCUGAAGUAUUGGAAGAGAAUGAACAACUCAAGAACUUUGUUCUCUUCAAGUCAUUGCCAGGUAGAUUAUCUGAACUAUUCAAGAGUAAGAAAUCAUCAGGUGACACCUCCAACAAUGAAGACUCACAUGUUAAAAGUAUUCUUGAAGCUGCUGUAGAUGGAGCUGUAUUGUGUAAUUCUCAAUGUGAAGUUACCAUUUUCAAUCCUUCUGCUGAAAGAUCAUUUGGUUUCAAGAAGAGUGAUAUUAUGGGUUUACCUAUAUACACACUCUUUGAUGAAUCAAGCCACACCAAGAUGAGAAAGAUCAUAUCUGGUAUGUUAGCAAAGAGUGGUAAUGAUGGUGAGUCUAUUGAGGUUGAAUGUGUUCGUAAGAAUCAAACAAAAUUCCCAGCCAAGAUUAAUAUCUUUUCAAGUAAGAUUGGUUCUGACACUGUAAUUGUCUCCUUUAUUAAGGAUAUUACUCCUGAAAAGAAGCAAAAUAUGCUGUUGGAAGAAGAAAAGAAGAAAUCAGAUUCACUCUUGUUGAACAUUUUACCAGAAGCUGUAGGUGUUCGUCUUAAGAGUGGUGAAACUUUUAUUGCCGAAAAGUUCAAUGAUGUCACUUGUUUCUUCAGUGAUAUGGUUGGUUUUACAAGUAUUUCAUCCAAUAUGAGUCCAACUGAUCUAGUUAAAAUGUUAAAUACUAUUGUCAAUGGAUUCGACUCACUUACAGACACUUUCCAUUUGGAAAAGAUUAAGACAAUUGGUGAUGCCUAUUUUUGUGUAGGUGGUAUUCACGGUUCUGCAACUUCGGAUCACCCUGAAAGAGUUCUUCGUUUUGCCAUGGCCACAUUCGCUGUAGUUCAUGACUACAACCUUGAAAAUUUGGCCAAUAAGGAAAAUUCAAAUCCAAGUCUCCUUAAUAUACGCAUAGGAAUUAAUACUGGUAGUGUUGUCGGUGGUGUUAUUGGUACAAAGAAGUUUGCCUAUGAUAUGUGGGGUGAUACUAUCAAUGUUGCAAGUAGAAUGGAAUCCACAUCCUUGCCAGGAAGAAUUCAAGUUUCCAGAUCUACCUAUGAAAGAGUAUAUGAUAUGGGUUAUGAAUUUGAGGAACGUAGAAUUGAAGUUAAGGGUAAAGGAAGCACUCAAACCUACAUGCUCAACAAUAUGUAUCACAAGAAUCCAUUGGAUGCAAAUGGUUUCUCUAAUGUUAAUAAUGUUGUUGUUACUGCUUCUGCUGCUGUUUCAUUACCACCACAACCUUCCCAAGGCAAUAACAGUACAAACAAUCUUAACAAUAAUAGCAUGGCCUACAAUAACCAAACAAGUAAUAAUGGAAGUGGAGAUCAUUUGGAAGAAUCAGAUGAUGAUGACGAUUUGAGAAGAUCAUCCAAUAAUGUAGUUGUUCUUGGCCGCAAUAGGAAUCCACCAAGUCAUACAAGCCACACAAGUAGUGUAGAUGAUAUCUUGAUGGAAUAA
Molecule: messenger RNA, 5331 nt
Organism: Naegleria gruberi
Lineage: Eukaryota; Heterolobosea; Eutetramitea; Acrasida; Naegleriidae
Exons: 1
Coding region: 1-5331 (1776 amino acids)
Biological process (GO): intracellular signal transduction; cGMP biosynthetic process; receptor guanylyl cyclase signaling pathway
Molecular function (GO): peptide receptor activity; guanylate cyclase activity
Source: RefSeq, a predicted model, not a curated record